Messenger RNA from Cotesia congregata, 1371 nucleotides. Lineage: Eukaryota; Metazoa; Arthropoda; Insecta; Hymenoptera; Braconidae. The record is from the annotation of a GenBank genome assembly.
AUGUUGAUUAACCUCAAUAUAUCAAUGGAACCAUCAAGUAUUGAUUCAAUGGGAACAAAACGCCGCAGUUCAUCGCGUACAAUAAAACGUAGAAAAUUUGAUGAUGAAUUGGUGGAGACAACUUUCAAUCUCCAACCACCAGCAUCUAGUACUAAAUCUAAUUCACGAUCACGAAGUGUCUCAGUUUCAACCACCCCGAUGGAUGUUGUACCUCAAUCACCGGUAGUGCAUACAAUCACAGUGCCAGUGAUUCUCCAGCCAGACCGCAUCAACCGACGUCCCAGCAGACAGCCAGGAACCAACACAUCAGGGAGGAAGAGCAAGAAGAAUAAAAAUCAUCCCCAUUCAGUAAACGCGACAAAGGAUUUGGGCAGAUGGAAACCAACUGACGACCUCGCACUCAUCACUGGUGUCCAGCAGACCAACGAUUUGAAAAUGGUUCACAGAGGUACUAAAUUUUCAUGUCGUUUCACUCUGCAAGAAAUUCAGCAGAGAUGGUAUGCGUUGCUUUAUGACAGCAAUGUAUCUCGAGUUGCUGUACAAGCGAUGAGAAACUUGCAUCCUGAAUUGAUAGCCAGCGUGCAAGCCCGUACUUUAUAUAGCAAAGCUGAAGAAGAUCUCCUUGGUACAGUUAAAUCGACAUCCCAGCCGAUGUUAGAAACAUUCCAGAAGCUUUUGGAGACCAAUGCUCAAGCAUUUUAUCCAGCAAGAACCGCUAAAGCUCUGAUGGCGCACUGGCAGCUAAUGAAACAGUAUCAUUUAUUGCCUGAUCAAACUAUUCAGCAGAUGUCUCGCGGUGAACAUAUUCUUAAUUUUUCUGAUGCUGAGGAUGCGCUUAAUGAUAUGGAAUUGUCUGAACAAAAAGAUGAGCUCAAUGAUUCUGAGAUGACUAUUUUUGAUCGGAAAAAUAAAAAAGAAAUUAGAGUAUUGGAAAAUGAAUUAAGUAGAUGGCAAGUACUUGUUGACAAUGUCGCGGGUACUAAUCCACCAGAUUUCGAUAAUCAGACAUUGGCCAUUCUACGUGGGAGACUUGUACGUUAUUUAAUGAGAUCCAAAGAGAUUACAGUUGGUCGGUCGACAAAAGAUCAUAACGUUGAUGUAGAUUUAUCGCUUGAAGGACCGGCUUGGAAAAUUUCACGUCGACAGGGAACUAUUCGCUUGAGAAAUAAUGGAGAUUUUUUCAUUUCUUCUGAAGGAAAACGACCUAUUUUUGUUGACAGCAGACCGAUAUUAGCUGGAAAUAAAAUGAAAUUAAAUAACAAUAGUGUUAUUGAGAUUUCUGGGCUCCGAUUCAUAUUCUUAAUAAAUCAAGAUUUAAUAUCAGUGAUACGUCAGGAAACAGCUAAAUUUAAUUAUACACAAAUGCAGUAG